Molecule: messenger RNA, 1082 nt
Organism: Amaranthus tricolor (Joseph's coat)
Lineage: Eukaryota; Viridiplantae; Streptophyta; Magnoliopsida; Caryophyllales; Amaranthaceae
Product: PITH domain-containing protein At3g04780
Exons: 8
Coding region: 120-653 (177 amino acids)
Source: RefSeq, a predicted model, not a curated record
GCUGUGCAUAACAAAGUUGCGUUAAGCAAAAUUGGAAUUUGGAGAAAAGUUGCUACGCUCAUAUUCUUUUUUUCUUUCCCUCUUCCCUUCUUCUCAUCGCUAUUGUUUUUUUGUCUGCCAUGGCUGCCGAAUCCGCUUCUGCAAUUCACAGAAACCAAGUGGAUUUGUUGGAGCAUAUAGAUUGGAGUGAAGUCGAAUGUCUCAAUCAGAAGAGCAGUAACACUAUUGCCAAUGCCCUCAAGCAGGGUUACCGUGAAGAUGACGGUUUGAAUCUAGAGAGUGAUGCUGACGAGCAACUUUUGAUCUAUAUUCCAUUUACGCAAGUCAUAAAGUUGCAUUCUAUUGUUAUCAAAGGACCAGAAGAGGAAGGUCCUAAAACUGUCAAACUUUACUCAAAUAGAGAGCAUAUGGGAUUCAGUAAUGUUAAUGACUUCCCUCCAAGUGAUACAGCUGUUUUAUCAACUGAGAAUCUUAAGGGAAAACCUGUAGUUUUGAAGUAUGUCAAAUUCCAAAAUGUUCGUAGCUUAACGAUUUUUAUUGAAGAUAAUCAAUCUGAGGCAGAGAUGACCAAGAUCCAAAAAAUAGCUCUCUAUGGAACAACGGUCGAGACAACAGAUAUGAAGGGUCUGAAAAAGAUUGAAGACCAGCAUUAAUCCGCUGCUAUCUAGAAAUUCCGAGUCUGGGAUAGAAGUGAAUGAUUGACCUCAAGUAUUUUGGCCUUCCAGUCUUAUGUCUGCUUUUUUUAUUAUUCUUGGAUUGGAUUACAGUAGCCAUGUAUUUGGCUUAUACCCCAAAGCUGUGACAUAUCAUCUUAUCUGCAAUAGUACCCAGGAUUCGUACCUUUUUUUAACAUUACAGUUCAAUUUUCUGGUUCGUGGUUUAACGUUAUAUGGAAUUUGGAUCUAGGAUUUGGGUACGGAAAACAUUCACUGGAUCUUGAAUUGCAAAAUCAUAUGCGGUCCUUAUUCUCUUCUCUUUUGUGCUACAUUUUGUGUUCUUGUUGCUUUGAAAAAUUAUGCAUUUGUUCACAUGACAGAAACUUAUGAAAUAAUUUAGCAAAUAAUUGGUUUUCGGUUUUUUUA